GCGGCGGCGGCGGCGGCGGCUCGGGAGCGGCGCCGGGAGCAGCUGCGGCGCUGGGAGGAGGCGGCGGCGGCCGCGCCCGCCGGGCCCGAGCCUCGGGCGGGGCCGCCCCGGGUCCGGUUCGAGCGCCAGGCCGAGUUCCGCGCCGUGUGCGCAGGCGCAGAGCUCGCCGAGGCGCGCGCCAUGGUCAUGGCGCCCGAGGGGGGGGGGCGCGCGCUGCUGGGCGGGGCCAACGCGGACGGGAUCAGCGCCCUGCACCAGGCCUGCAUAGACGAGAACAUGGAGGUCGUGCAGUUCCUGGUGGAGAGCGGGGCCGACGUGAACCAGGCCGACAACGAGGGCUGGACCCCCCUGCACGUGGCUGCGGCCUGCGGCUGCCGGGACAUCGCACAGUACCUGCUGGAGCACGGCGCGGACGCCGCCGCCGUCACCUGUGACCUGGAGCUGCCGCUGGAGGUGGCCGAGGACGAGGCCCUGGAGGAGCUGCUGAGGGCGGAGCUGCACAGGCGGGGUGUGGAUAUCUCAGCCGCCAAGCGCGCGGAGGAGGAGCGGAUGCUGCGGGACACGCGCCUCUGGUUGGACUCGGGGCAGCUCCGGGAUUGUCCCCACCCGGCCACCGGCGCCAGCGCCCUGCACGUGGCAGCAGCCAAGGGCUACAUCGAGGUCAUGAGGCUCCUGCUGGCCGCCGGCUACGACCCCGACGUGCGGGACAAGGACGGGUGGACGCCGCUGCACGCGGCCGCGCACUGGGGGGUGGAGGAGGCCUGCAGGCUGCUCUGCGAGCACCUGUGCGACAUGAGCCCCCAGAACAACGUGGGGCAGCGUCCCUGUGACCUGGCUGCCGAGGACACCCUGCCCCUGCUGGAGGAGCUGCAGCGGCGCCAGCACCACCUCCGCAGGCAGAAGGACCCGGGGGCCCCUCCCCCACCCCCGGCACCGGAGCCCGAGGGAGCCCCCCCGGCCCCGGGGGGGGGCAGGCACCGCCGGCUGUCGCUGUGCCGCCGCAGCUCCCGCGAGCGGCUCUGGCUGCAGGCCCGGGAGAGGGUGGGGGAGGGGGCGCUGCCCCCCCCCCCUGCGCCCCCCGGGGGGGGGAGGGGACCCCGACAGCGACGAGGGGGGGGGGCAGCGACGGGGAGGAGACCCCCCCGGGGGACCCCCCCGAAGCUCCGCCCCCCAACGGCCCCUCCCCCCCAGAGCCGGUCGGGAUCCUUGGGGGCGUGGCCGAGCCUCGCGCAGGCCCCGCCCCCCGCGCAGGCCCCGCCCCCCGUGCGCCGCUCGGCCUCAUCCCCCGGGCUCAAGGCUCCACCCACGGUUUUGGACCCCUCCCCCACCCAGCGACCCUCCAGCCCCUCCCCCGCCCAGCCUGGACCCCCCCAGGACCCCCCCGAGCCGCGGCCGCGCAGGCCGUUCCAGCCGCCCGCCCGCGAUGAGGAGUCGGAGUCGCAGCGCAAGGCCCGGAGCCGCCUGAUGCGCCAGGCGCGGCGCGCCACGCAGGGCGUGACCCUGCCGGAGCUGCGGGCGGCGGAGCAGGGGAUUGGCCGGGCGGCCGAGGGGCGUGGCCAGGAGCAGCCAAUCAGGGACCAGGGCAGCCGGGAGCCGGCCGGGCGGAGCCGCCGAAGCCCCCGGGGGGGCGGAGCCUGUCCCAGGGCUCGGAGAGCGACGGGCCCGAGGACGCCCCUCCCCCACCCAGCCGCGCCCCCCCCAACGGGCUCCGCCCCCCCCGCCCCUCCCUUCGAUUACCAGCAGCUGUUCCAGGAGCUGUGGGAGGAGAACGAGCGGAUCCGGGAGCAGCUGCAGGAGGCCGAGCUGGCGCUGACCCAGAGCCGGCUGGAGCUGGAGAGGGUCACGCAGCGCCAGGAGCGCAGCGCGGAGCGUCCGGCCCGGCUGGAGCUGGAGAGAUUCGAGCGCCGAGCGCUGGAGCUGAAGGCGGCUGAGCUGGAGGAGGAGCUGAAGGCUCUCUCGGAUCUUCGGGCCGACAACCAGCGGCUCAAGGACGAGAACGCGGCGCUCAUCAGGGUCAUCAGCAAACUCUCCAAGUGACCCCGGGACCCCCCAGACCCCCAAAAUCCCCCCCAAAUUCACCCCCAAACCUCCCCCCAUGCGGGGGCGGAGCCAAAUGCGCCCGGGGCGUGGCCAAAGGAGUGGGUGGAGCCAAAUCGCCAGGGGGCGGAGCCAAAAGGGGGCGGAGCCAUUUUUGUUGCACUGAGGUUGAAGCUGCCAAAAGGGGUGUGGCCAAAAGGGGGGCGUGGUCUGUGAGGGCCAGGCCCCGCCCCCAACCUCUCCCCGCAUGCCAAUCAUGUGCUGUUCGUCCAAUCAGAUUGUGGGGGCGGGGCCUCCCCAGAGCCCCGCCCAUUCCGCCAUUUUCCUGCCCUUCCCUCCCGCCAAUAUUUUUGUGCAGAAAAA
This is a messenger RNA of Catharus ustulatus (Swainson's thrush), 2400 nucleotides long. It is a transcript of the gene PPP1R12C, whose product is annotated as protein phosphatase 1 regulatory subunit 12C. NCBI's taxonomy places the organism in Eukaryota, Metazoa, Chordata, Aves, Passeriformes, Turdidae. Gene Ontology annotation, molecular function: protein kinase binding; phosphatase regulator activity; enzyme inhibitor activity. Gene Ontology annotation, biological process: signal transduction. The record is from RefSeq and is a predicted model, not a curated record. Gene Ontology annotation, cellular component: cytoplasm.